This is a messenger RNA of Anisakis simplex (herring worm), 372 nucleotides long. The record is from the annotation of a GenBank genome assembly. NCBI's taxonomy places the organism in Eukaryota, Metazoa, Nematoda, Chromadorea, Rhabditida, Anisakidae.
GAGAAUGUGGUCAAUCCGGCCACCAUUAUUUGUCAGUAUUUGACAUCAAAAGGUUUCCAGUAUAGCGGUAAAAAGGUUUAUAUGAUUGGAUCGAAAGGAUUUUGUCAAGAGUUCGACAAAGCUGGAAUCGAGCACUUCGGCUCUGGAGCGGACCCGAUUGAAGAGAUGCACAUCAGCGACGAACAUAUGCUGGAUAGCGACUCACCGUUAUGCUCGAUCGAUGAAGAGGGAAGCGAUGUUGGUGCUGUAAUUGUUGGAUUCGAGACACAUUUCAAUUAUUUGAAAUUAAUGCGUGCCGCGAAUUUCUUACAGGUGAGAAAUGAUCAUAGAAUCAACUUGGCUAAACUUUUGUUGGACUGGAAUGAAACUUAA